Messenger RNA from Metopolophium dirhodum (rose-grain aphid), 804 nucleotides. Its product is annotated as prefoldin subunit 1-like. The record is from RefSeq and is a predicted model, not a curated record. Gene Ontology annotation, molecular function: protein folding chaperone. Bases 228 to 629 code for a protein of 133 amino acids. The transcript is spliced from 4 exons. Lineage: Eukaryota; Metazoa; Arthropoda; Insecta; Hemiptera; Aphididae. Gene Ontology annotation, biological process: protein folding. Gene Ontology annotation, cellular component: prefoldin complex; cytoplasm.
AUUUAUAUUAUAUAUUAUUGUGGUGUAAUAUUAUAAUAUAUUAUAAAUUAUAAUCUUAUUGCUUAUUUCUAUUUUCUUAUUAUUUAAUUCCUGAUUCGUAAUCUCAUUUCACAUUUAACAAAAUCUUUCUUAUAUAGGUGUAUUGCAAUAUUUUUAUUAGGGUUUAUAAUAAUAAUAUUGCAUCUACUUACCACUGAAUAUUUUAUAUUGAAAUUGCAAUCAUAAAUAUGGCUGUAGAUAUGGACUUAAAAAAUGCAUUCAAAGAACUUCAUGAAAAACUAUUAUAUGCAUCUCAAAAAAUAAAAUUGGCUGAUUUGCAAAUUGAUACUCUUCGUCGUACAAAGCAACAUAAUAUUCUUACUAAGCAAGAACUAGAGAAAAUUCCAAAAGAUGUGAACACAUAUGAAGCUUUAGGUCGUGCAUUUGUAUUAACACCAAGAGAUGAAGUAUUUAAAAACUUAGAUAAAGUUAAUAGCGAUACAGAACAAAAAAUUACUGUCUUAGAAAACACUAAACAAUACUUGGAAGGUAAUUUGAAAGAAAGUGAGAAUAAUUUGCGUGAAAUGGUACAACGCAAAAGAGAUGUUGGCAGCGACAAAGAAAAUCAACCAGGCAGUUCUAAAGACUAAAAUCAUUUAAAUUUGGCUUUUCUUUAAAUUCUUAUUUAUUAAAUUAACUCCACGGUUGGUAUUUUUUGUUUUCUAACACUUUUAACAAUACAUUUGUUUACUUACCUAUCUGAAAAAACCAAUUUAUGAUAUUACUUAUAAAGUUAUAAAUUAUAAUAAAAUCAUUAUAACACUA